Messenger RNA from Spinacia oleracea (spinach), 1983 nucleotides. Its product is annotated as shaggy-related protein kinase kappa. Gene Ontology annotation, biological process: cell differentiation; peptidyl-threonine phosphorylation; signal transduction. The record is from RefSeq and is a predicted model, not a curated record. Bases 255 to 1526 code for a protein of 423 amino acids. The transcript has 13 exons. NCBI's taxonomy places the organism in Eukaryota, Viridiplantae, Streptophyta, Magnoliopsida, Caryophyllales, Amaranthaceae. Gene Ontology annotation, cellular component: nucleus; cytoplasm. Gene Ontology annotation, molecular function: ATP binding; protein serine/threonine kinase activity.
AGGUCAGUUUGUCUUUAACAUUAUUUGGACGAGAAAAAAAAAAGAGAAAAGAAGGGAGAAAGAAAGAGUGACAGUCUCCAAUUCUCCAUCACAAGGAUUUGCUAUCGUCUUGUGUUGUUCGUCAAGAUCACCUUCAGGAUCAUUCAUAACAGUUUAAUUGAAUUUGAGGUCGUAUUUGGAUGCAAGGCUAGAUGGAGCGAAAUCAUGGGCAAUUGGGUGAACAUUUGUGAUAUUUGGAUUAAGAAGUUGCUGAAAUGUCCUCUGCAAAUAUAGGAGAUGUAGGACCAGGUAGUUCAAUGGCUUACAGUGGUCAGAAUGGUUCAUCUAGUUCUUUGGAUUGGUUAGGGAAAGAGAUGCUUGAAUUAAGACUCGGAGACCGAGCGGACCGCGCUGAUGAUAGGCAGGAUAGUGAACCAGAUGUAAUAGAUGGCGUUGGUGCCGAAGCAGGACAUGUUAUCAGGACAACUAUUGGCGGACGAAAUGGUCAGCCUAGGCAGACCAUCAAUUAUAUUGCAGAGCACGUGGUUGGCACCGGUUCCUUUGGUGUUGUGUUCCAGGCAAAAUGUAGGGAGACUGGGGAGAUCGUAGCCAUCAAGAAGGUGUUACAGGACAAACGCUACAAAAACAGAGAGUUACAGAUCAUGCAAAUGUUGGAUCAUCCGAAUAUUGUAGCUCUAAAGCAUUGUUUCUUUUCAACCACAGAUAAGGAAGAACUAUACCUUAAUCUUGUUCUAGAAUAUGUGCCUGAGACUGUCAAUCGCAUUGCAAGGGGAUACAACAGAAUGCACCAGAAGAUGCCUUUAAUAUAUGUCAAACUCUAUACGUAUCAGAUCUGCAGGGCACUUGCGUAUUUACAUAAUUGCAUAGGUAUAUGCCAUCGGGAUAUUAAGCCUCAAAAUCUACUGGUGAAUCCACAUACACACCAGCUCAAACUCUGUGAUUUUGGAAGUGCGAAAGUAUUGGUUAAAGGAGAACCAAAUGUUUCUUACAUAUGCUCUAGAUACUACCGUGCUCCAGAACUCAUUUUUGGUGCUACCGAGUAUACCACUGCAAUAGAUAUAUGGUCUACAGGAUGUGUUAUGGCUGAAUUACUUCUUGGGCAGCCAUUAUUCCCUGGAGAGAGUGGGGUGGAUCAAUUAGUGGAGAUUAUCAAGGUUCUGGGAACACCGACAAGGGAGGAGAUAAAGUGCAUGAAUCCCAACUACACUGAAUUUAAGUUUCCACAGAUAAAACCUCAUCCAUGGCAUAAGGUCUUUCAAAAACGGUUGCCUCCUGAAGCAGUUGAUCUAAUUUGUAGGUUCUUUCAGUACUCUCCCAAUUUAAGGUGCACUGCUUUGGAAGCUUGCGUUCACUCUUUCUUUGAUGAAUUGAGGGAUCCAAAUACACGACUUCCUAAUAGCCGCCCUCUUCCUCCUCUGUUCAAUUUCAAGCCACAAGAGCUCUCAGGCAUUCCACCUGAUAUGGUAAACCGCCUUAUCCCGGAGCAUGCUCGAAGACAGAACCUAUUCAUGGCAUUGAACUCUUGAGGAGCUGCUGGAAAUUGUAGUCUAAUAUUCUCUGUGGAAUAUUAGAAUUUGCUCGUUAUAAUUGUGAGCGUAUAGAAAAUUGUUUGUUGGCCAUGGAAGAGGCUGCAGGACAUGAAGAAGUUCAAAGGGCUGGUGGAGGUGGUUUCAGGGUAUAAAGUAACAAAAUGUAAUCACGGCAUGCAUGUAUUUUACACAGAUAUUUGCAUAGUACUCCGUAUAUUAGUUCAUUACAAACUACAUGGGAAUGUAUUUUGUUUGUGACCGAGGUUUGGGCAUCAUUUUGUCUCCUGGUGUGUCUUGUUCGCUAAUUGCAAAUAGGCUCUACUUAUUGUAUCUAAAAGAUUGUAUUUAUGAAUUUCUGGUAUAGGGACUGAUGACAAGUUUCUAUGGAUGUAUUUGAAUGUGAAAAUUUUCUGAACGAUGCUUGAAUGAAAAAUAUCUAUUUCUCUUUACACAA